Messenger RNA from Danio rerio (zebrafish), 873 nucleotides. It is a transcript of the gene commd9, whose product is annotated as COMM domain containing 9. The record is from RefSeq and is marked provisional. Lineage: Eukaryota; Metazoa; Chordata; Actinopteri; Cypriniformes; Danionidae.
AAACAUGGCUUUCAUGACACAAGAUCAGUUCACUGCUUUGCAACUGCUGUUAAAGGCUCCGUCUAAAGAUGCUGUUCGGCAGAUCUGCACAGAGAGUUUCCCAGCCGGAGCCUUCAAGAGUCAGUCUGUAGUGGAGAAAACUGCCAAUGCUCUCUCUGUCUCUCACAAUGAAGCGGUCCAGCUGCUGACUGUAUUUCACACACUUUCACAUCACAUUGUGUAUCAUAACUUAACAUCUCCGGAGCAGAUCCUGUCAAUUUUCCCAGAAUCGUUCCACUCAAACCUAAAGAACCUGAUCACCAAAAUUCUCUUGGAGAACAGUGUGAAAUGGAGAAAUGAAGCUUUGGCAAAUCAAAUUUCGCUGCCAAAGCUGGUGGAUAUGGAGUGGCGAGUGGACAUGAAAACUGCAUCAGACUCCCUGAGUCGUAUGGCUGUGCCAACCUGUCUGUUACAAAUGAAACUCCAGGAUACUCCGUGCAUUAGUGGUGGUCCCAGUGAGUCUACAGUAACAAUGGAGCUGAGCAAAGAAACGCUGGACACUAUGAUAGAUGGUUUGGGUCGCAUCAGGGAUCAGCUCUCUGCAGUGGCAAGGAAGUAGAGCAGAUGAGAGAUGCUGCACCUUCGCCUGUCUGUGGACAUUCAGAUGGAGAAUGGAAGAAUCCCCCAAAUGUAAAAAGAAAAGACAUUAAAUAUAAACUUGGCAGAUUCAUUUCGUGAAAAAGUGUGCUCUUGUUUUCUGUUUUUUAUUUCAUGUUUAUAACCUAUUUGACAGUUGUUUCUUAUUAACGUUUCCAUUCCAGAAAAUCAGUUUUAUUGUGAUAAAUUUUCACAGCAACAAACUCAACAAAUGUCUAAUAAAUUAAAUUUUUUCAC